AUGAAUUGCCGAGGUAACAGAUAUUCUCGAAGUCACGUAACACUAAACCCUGAUACUGAUCGAAAGUUCUGGCAAUACAGCAUGCAUGAAAUUGGCAUCUAUGACUACAAGGCGGUUAUAGACUUUAUCCUACAGAAAACUGGAGUCAAACAAUUGAGUGUCGCUGCGCAUUCUGAAGGAACUUCUGCGUUUUUUGUAUUGGCAUCUCAAAGACCAGAAUACAAUAAAAAGGUUAGCGUUUUUAUAGCAUUAGCACCCAUUACUUAUAUCCAAAGUACUGGUCCUACACUGACUACCAUAUUAAAUUUGUCACCUAUUAUUAUCAAGAAGCUGAAGAUUUUUGAUGUUGAAGAAUUUGCAGGUUUUAACUCCUUUGCUAAGACAUUAACCGAUGCUUUAUGCUCACAAGGAAUGAUUGGUUACGAACUCUGUUUUAAUAUUCUAGGAAGUAUAACUGGCUUUAAUCCAGAAAAUAUCGAGCAGGAAUUCGCCUCUACGAUACUAGGGCAUUUCCCAGCCGGGACCAGUUUGAAAAACUUAAUACACUAUGUACAUGGUUAUCGUCACAAGAGAUUCGUACAAUAUGAUUACAAACUCAAUAAUUUUGCUGUAUAUGGUUCGUUUAACCCUCCAGUUUACGAUUUAAAGAAAGUGACCACAAAAAUAGCUUUGUACGCGGCUGAGGGUGACGAGAUUGUUAAGAUCAAAGAUGUAGAAAGACUGAGAAUAGAGUUACCGAAUGUGGUGCAUUACCAGGUGAUAAAUGAUAAAAAAUUUAACCAUAUUGAUUACAUGUGGGGUCGGAAUGCACACGUAGUGUUGUAUCAGUCUCUAUUUGAACUAUUAUUUAAAUUUAAUUAA
Molecule: messenger RNA, 861 nt
Organism: Arctia plantaginis
Lineage: Eukaryota; Metazoa; Arthropoda; Insecta; Lepidoptera; Erebidae
Source: the annotation of a GenBank genome assembly